This is a messenger RNA of Dichotomopilus funicola, 411 nucleotides long. RefSeq lists its product as uncharacterized. The transcript is spliced from 3 exons. Bases 1 to 411 code for a protein of 136 amino acids. Lineage: Eukaryota; Fungi; Ascomycota; Sordariomycetes; Sordariales; Chaetomiaceae. The record is from RefSeq and is a predicted model, not a curated record.
AUGGGUCAAAUCGAUCGGUUGGCGAUAUUCAAGGCGGUGGAUGAGGCCGCUCGGGCGAAAAUGGUUGAGGCCGCCUUGGAGUUCUUUUCGCAGGUCAAGAAGUCCGGAAACCAAUAUUUUUCCAACAACAGCGUGUCCUUCAUCCAGAACCAUGAGGAUCCACGUGCCCACGGUUAUGGUGUGGCGCUGCGGUUGACCUUCGACAACGAGCAGGGCAUCUCCUACUACGACCGGGAGUGCCCGCUGCAUCUAGAGCUGAAGAAGAAAGGCGCCCAGUUGUGCACUGAGCCGCCCCUUGUGGUGCUGACGAGGUCGGAGGAAACCAUCUUCGGGGAAGACAUCGAGGAGGGGGUUGAGCCGUCGGAGGUUAUUCGUAAGAAGCGGGCCAAGGGAGCGUCUUUCCCCAACUAG